Messenger RNA from Closterium sp. NIES-67, 2692 nucleotides. Lineage: Eukaryota; Viridiplantae; Streptophyta; Zygnematophyceae; Desmidiales; Closteriaceae. The record is from the annotation of a GenBank genome assembly.
ACAAAGAAUUCUUACCUGGCUGUUUCCUCCGUGGGGUUCCCCCAAGGAUUCACACAGCCAAAGCUACUCUCCCUGACUCAUGGCGACCGUUACUCUUCCUCCUUGGACCUCCAUAGGUUCUAGGAAGGUCCUUAAUUACGUAUCACGCAGUCAGAUUUCGGGCCGCGUUAUACGCAGUUUCACUUUCACCCGAUUUGGCGUUCAAAAGAGCAUCCAGAAUGCAGCCUACCAAGGAUCAGGCCAGGCUAUGCCUGAUAACGCGUCGAGCAGGAGGUUUUCGUACAGCGGAUUGUCACGCAGGAGCGUGUCGCACAGGGCCCCGUCGCAUAGCUUGUCGCAUAGGGGUGUGUCGCACAGAUGGUUGUCGCGCGGAGGUCUCUACGACCAGUCUGUGCGAGCCGCAUCAGCGAGGAGCCAAUCAGCGACAGCAGCAGCUGCGACGAACUUUCCCCUACUAUCAGAAGCCGAGCCGCCAGUAGAACGAGCUUUAGACCGCGCACCGGUGUAUCUUAAAGACAUGAGCUACGAGCAACUAGAGGAUUGGGUGGCAGCAGAGUGCGGGGAGGAGCACAGGAGACGGGCCAAGGUCCUGUGGAAGUGGCUGUAUCGAGAUGGCCACUGGGCUGAGAGCGCAGAUGACAUGGCAGGAAUGGGCACCUUUCUUCCUCACCUCGCUUCCUUGGGAAUAAGCCGCUCCUUCCUCUCUCUCCUCGCCUCCUCGGGUGCUCGCUUCUCCUCCUUACGACUCCACUCCGUUCGAACAGCAGCCGAUGGCACAAAGAAGGUGCUGUUUGAGCUGAGCCGUGAUGCUGACAUGCCUCUCUCUGACCGCCCGAGGCGACUGGGAGUGGUGGAGACGGUGCUCAUCCCCCACAGACCAGGGAGGGGAGGGGGUGGGGAGGAGGAGGGGGAGGAGGGGGAGGAGGGAAGCAGUAGUGGAGACGAGGCAGAGGGGGGUGCUAUGAGCAGGAGUGGGGUCAGUGGGGUCAGUGGGGUCAGUGGGGUCAGUGGGGAACAUGGCAGCCGCAGCAGCAGCAGCAGCAGCAGCAGCAGCAGCAGGAGCAAGGGGGGUCGGAACACUGUGUGCGUGUCAACGCAGCUUGGGUGUGCCAUGGGGUGCCAGUUCUGCUUCACUGCCAAAAUGGGUCUCCAGCGCAACCUCACAGCAGGGGAGAUUGUGGAUCAGGUGGUUCAAAUUCGCCGGCUCUUUGCAGAUGAAGUCGGCCCCGUGACCAACGUUGUAUUUAUGGGCAUGGGCGAGCCACUUCACAACCUCCCAUCCGUCCUCACAGCAUGCACCACUCUUCUCGACCCCCUGGGCGCGCACUGCUCUCCAGCUCGCACCACCGUGUCCACCUGCGGCCUUGUUCCGGAGAUGGUGGAGUUCUCCCGGCACACAGACGCCAGCCUUGCGCUCAGCCUGCAUGCAACCACCGAUGAGGUGCGCGACAGAAUCAUGCCUAUCAACAAGAAGCACGACAUCAAGUCCCUAUUUUCCUGCCUUUCUGACCUCUUCCCCAACCCAGUGGUGCCGAGAGUGGGAAGGGGAGAGGAGGAAGUAGGGAGAAGAGAGGAGGAUAGAGCAGCGGAGGGAGAAAUGGGAGAGGUUGGGGGAAGCGGAGAGGGGCAUACCAGUACUACUACCCUGCAGCAGUCAAGAAAACGCCACGUGUUUAUUGAAUAUCUGAUGCUGGAUGGCGUCAACGACAGUUUGGAGGACGCACAGCGCCUAGUGACCCUAACAGCAGGCAUCGCAUGCAAAAUCAACCUCAUAGUAUUCAACCCGCACCCGGGAACAGCCCUGCAGCCGACGCCCCUUCCCCAGGUGCUAGCGUUCCAAGACGUGCUGGUGAAAGGCGGCAGGAAGGCUUAUCUGAGGCAUAGUAGGGGCGACGAUGAGAUGGCGGCGUGCGGACAGUUGGGGCAGGUGCCCAGGCUUACAGAGAAGAACAGAGCAGCAGCUGUGGUGUAGAGCUAGCAGCAGCAGGAUCUGUGGCGGUUUGGAUGCAACAACACUCGGUGCUUUCCAGGAUGUGCUGGUGAAGGGCGGCAGGAAGGCUAACCUCAGGCACAGCAGGGGAGACGAUGAGAUGGCGGCAUGUGGACAGCUGGGGCAGGUGCCCAGGCUCACAGAGAAGAACAAAGCGGCAGCUGUAGCGUAGCACGAGCAGAGGCCUUUGCCCCUCCCUGGGGUGCUUUUGAGAGUGUGCUGGUGAAAGGCGGCAGGAAGGCUUAUCUGGGGUAUAGCAGGGGCGAUGAUGAAAUGGCAGCGUGUGGGCAGUUGGGGCAGGUGCCCAGGCUUACACAAGGCUGCAGCUGUAGCGUAGCACGAGCAGCAGCUGCAGCAGCAGCAGCAGCAGCAGCAGGAGGAGGAAGAGAAGGAUUUGUAGGAGUAGAAAUACAAGCUUCGUGCAUUCCACGACGCGCUGGUGAAAGGCGUCAGGAAGGCUUAUCUGAGGUACUUGGUUGGGAUUCGCAAGGUGUUUAGUCUCGGCAAGAGUUCUCUCGGCUGAAUUCAGCCCAAUACUUGGCAUGGUGUUUAGUUCAACGCACAACCAAAUGUGUAUCAUGCCAUGCCAUGCCGUGCCACAGCCAUGCCAUGCCGUGCCACUGCCAUGCCAUGCCAUGGCAGGCUCCAUUUGUGCGUUUCUGCUGCUGCUUGUGGAUGAAGGAUAUUGGAUUGAGCGCAAGC